AUGAAAGAUCUUGGUCCUUUGCAUUAUUUUUUGGGAAUUCAAGUAACUCGCAACUCAAAUGGCCUUACACUAUCUCAGGCUAAGUAUGCGCUAGAGAUAUUGGAUCGUUCUCAGAUGAAAGAUUGUAAACCUAUGGGCACACCUAUGAUGCCCAAAACUAAAGGACUCACAUGUGAUGUCCCUUUUCCAGAUCCAGGUCACUAUCGGAGUAUUGUUGGAGCACUUCAAUAUCUCACCCUUACUCGCUCUGACUUAGCCUUUUGUGUUAAUUUUGUAUCCCAAUUUUUGCAUUCUCCCACUAUGGCUCAUUACAAAAUGGUAAAACGCAUCCUUCGCUAUUUGCACGGUACUCUUGAAAUUGGUAUUCAUUUUAGCUCACAUUCUACACUUAAUCUCUAUGCAUUUUCUGAAGCAGAUUGGGCAGGUUGUUCUCUUACUCGUCGCUCCACCACAGGCUACUGCAUUUUUCUAGGCAGUAACUGCAUUUCCUGGUCUGCCAAGAAACAAAAUACCAUAUCCCGAUCUAGCUCUGAAGCAGAAUAUCGAGCCAUGGCGAGCACCACUGCAGAAAUUACUUGGAUUUCAUUUCUAUUACGUGAUCUUGGUGUUACUCUUCCAGCGGCACCUAUUUUGUUCUGUGAUAAUCUCAGUGCUCUACAUAUGACUGCCAAUCCAGUUUUCCAUGCCCGAAGCAAGCAUAUCGAGAUUGAUUAUCACUAUGUAAGAGAACGUGUUGCUCUUGGUCUUCUUCAUAGCCGGCACAUUCCGGCCUCUUCUCAACUUGCCGAUAUUUUCACCAAGCCUCUUGGACGUCCUGCGCUUUAUUCUUUACGCACCAAACUUGGCCUUCUAUCUCGGCACAGUUUGCAGGGGACUAUUGAAAAUACUCAGAAACCAACGGCUACUAAGCCUUACAUGGAAACCCAGCCAUACACAAGUCACCCAACGGCUACAAAACCACACAUGGAAACAAAGAUACUCAACGGCUAA
Molecule: messenger RNA, 990 nt
Organism: Juglans regia (Persian walnut)
Lineage: Eukaryota; Viridiplantae; Streptophyta; Magnoliopsida; Fagales; Juglandaceae
Exons: 1
Coding region: 1-990 (329 amino acids)
Source: RefSeq, a predicted model, not a curated record